AAGAAGAAAAAACUAAAACUCCUCAACAUUCGAGUUCCCCAAAUUCGAAUUCCUAUAAAGCUUUCCCACUGAAGUUUCUAAACAGAAUUAGGAAAAGUGAAUUCUCAACCUGAAUAGUGAAUGAGUAUAUAUGAAGAAAUAAAUUGCCAAUGGAUCUAUUUGAGAAUUUGCUUAAAAAAGUUUUAUUUUGAGAAAACAAAAAAAAAGUUAGUUGGUCAAGGUAAUUUACUGUGAAUAAACAGUAGGACAACAAAUAGCCUUAUCAACAUCAAUAUUUUAAGGGGUAGGUGAGUUGAAGAAUAAUGAGAGCUCUUUGCGGUACAGCUCAUGGCUAACUACCAUUUCAUACUCGUGCACUUCUCUCAAGUCGAUUCUGGAUUCUAUAUUACAUUGAAAUUACCUAAAUUUUGAACUGAGGGAAGCUUCUAGCUAGUGAGAUAUGAAGAGAUCUGAAGAAGAGUUUAAGGGAGGGAAGCUUCUGGUCUAGUGGAAUCUCAAGAGUUGAAGAAAAAGAGGUAGUGGAAGCAGAGCAGAAAGGGCAGAAACAGAUUUCAUAUUGUUACAGAAAAGGAGCAUGAUGAAAUUUCUAAGGUGUGGAGGGAAGACAGGUAUGAAUAAUGAUGACGUGGAAAAUAACUACAAGGGAGAAGAACAACCUUCAAGGAAUGUGAUAGAAAGCUCAGAAGAACGACGCAGUGAUGAAGCUAAAGCACAUGGUUGGUGGUUGUUGCCAAAGAAAACAUACGAUUCAAUAAAAGAGAACAAACCUGAAUCCGAUUGGAGAGAAAUAGACGAUGACACUAUACUGCAACAGAGGCCUAGAGGAAACACGGUGCUGCAUAUAGCAGCUCUCUACGGAAAUGAUACGUGUGUGGAGAGAAUAGUUGAAAUUGGUCCAGGCCUUUUGAGAGCAAAAAAUAGUAAUGAUGAUACACCACUGCAUGUUGCUGCAAGAUCUGGCAACAUCUCUACUCUUAAGAUUUUGUUGGAUGCACUUUUCCGUCAUUUAGAUCCAAAUUCUGAAGAAGCAAAAGAGGUCAUCUUUGUAACUAACAGGCAGAAAAAUACUUUCUUUCAUGAGGCCUUACAGAAUGGUCACAAAGAUGUAAUGAAGAUUUUUGAUUCUUCACAAGACUUCAACAAACUGGUUGAGGAAACUGUUUUUGUUACUACAAACAAUAACGACAAAUCAGUUUUGCGCUUAGCGAUUGAGAAAGGUUACGACGACAUUGUAGAUGAUAUAUUGACCAGAAUAAUUCCAAGUAAUGAAGAGAAAUAUUCACUCCUGGUAAAAGUCAACACAGAACCAAUAUCGAACCAUGUAGAAUUCUCCUAUCCUGAUGGCGGUCCUGUUGGUAAGAACACUAUGGAAAUAAUAACUGUGUCGAAAAGGUACUUCAAUUUGUUCACACCUUGUAGAGGACACAUGCUGUUAACUGUGUUAGACCCUCUGUUUACGUUAGACCCUCUGUUUAUGUUAGACCCUCUGAUAGCAGGGUUUAAUAGAAGAGUUUUACACAAGGCCGGGCGCAUGGCAUUUAUGGAUAUUGAAAUGGAAAAAAAAGGUAGAAGCAUGCCAACAUUUUCAAAAAAUGAAGGCGCCCGAUCACCAGCCAUUGUGGCAAUCUUAAGAGAGAAUAAAGGUAUUCUAGAGAAAAUAGCAAACAGAAAGAAAGAAUGGAUUCAUGGUAAGGAUGACAAAGGAAGAAAUGCUCUUCACUAUGCAGCUUCCAAAGGUUACCUAAAUGGUGUUGAGUGUUUGCUUCAAAAGUGUGAUACCUGCAAUAUGGAAACAGACAGAGAUGGCUUUUAUCCUAUUCAUCUGGCUUCUGCAUGUGGACAUAUUGAAGUGGUAAAGAAAUUGCUUGAAAACUGUCCCAAUCCCAAAGAAAUAAUUGAUAACAAAGGUCGAAAUAUUGUUCACAUUGCAGCUAUAAUGGGACAGUUUGAUGUGGUAAGGUAUGUCUUGCACGAUGUAAAUGACGUAGUUAAAGAUAUGAUAAAUGGCAAGGAUUACGGUGGAAACACUCCUUUGCAUUUAGCUGCCUCACAUUACCGUCCAAAAAUUGUGCAAGCCUUGACAUGGAACACAAGUGUGGAUCUCAAUUGGCUUAACAACAAUAACCAAACAGCUCUCGAUGCUUUUGAACAAUUUAAACAACAAAAUAAUCCACCUAUCGUACAGCGGCUAACAUGGUGUCAACUAAAAUCUGCUGGUGUACAAAAUGCUGAAAGAGGGUCACACUCUAUUGAAGUCCCUUCUUCCCCUUUCAAACCAAAAGCCAAAAAUACAGAGUUUUAUAAAGACAGAAUCAACACUCUUAUGGUUGUUUCCACCCUUAUAACUACAAUAACAUUUGCUGCAGGUUUUACUUUGCCUGGUGGAACUAAUAGUUCUACUCCAGGAGAAGGCAUGGCUCUUAUGCUGAAUCAAGUGUGGUUUAAACCAUAUAUUUUAUGCACCACCAUAUCUAUGUAUGGUGGCAUUAGUGUCACUAUUAUACUCAUUUGGGCUCAACUGGGAGAUGUAACUUUGGCUCUUUUUGCCCUUAAAGUGGCAAGACCCCUUUUAGGAAUAACUCUUGCAACCCUGUCAGUGGCAUUCUUGGCUGGUGUCCACCUUGUUAUAAGCGAUCUCAGUUGGUUGGCCACUACUCUUCUGAUUUUGUGUGUGGUCUUCAUUAUCUUGCUUUUGUUAUUGUACACUCUUCUCUGGUUUCCCUCAGAAUCAAGCAACCUAAUAAUGCGAUACAUUUCUUUCUAUCCUUUUCAGUUUCUAACAUGGUUAACUGAAAAAGAUUCAAUUGAAGGCAUAUUUAGAUUACAUGACUUUAAUACUGAUACUAAAGAACUGGAAGAACAUGAAUAUGGAGGAAAGCAAACAGAAGAAACAGAUGAAGUUGAUGAAGGAGAGAACGAGAAGGAUCAUGAUGAAGACGAGGACAAUGACAAUGAUGAUUAG
Molecule: messenger RNA, 2962 nt
Organism: Vigna umbellata (rice bean)
Lineage: Eukaryota; Viridiplantae; Streptophyta; Magnoliopsida; Fabales; Fabaceae
Source: RefSeq, a predicted model, not a curated record